AUGUCUUCUCUGUCACGUCGCGCAUGCUACAAAUGUGGCAAUGUCGGGCAUUAUGCUGAAGUCUGCACGUCGUCUGAGAGACUGUGCUACAACUGCAAGCAGCCUGGCCAUGAGUCGAACCAGUGCCCUAUGCCGCGCACUACGGAGACAAAACAAUGCUAUCAUUGCCAGGGUCUAGGUCACGUCCAAGCUGACUGCCCAACCCUGCGCAUCAGUGGCGGGCCUGCGGGUGGUCGCUGCUACUCAUGCGGCCAGAUCGGCCACUUGGCCCGCAACUGCCCUACACCAGGUGCUAGCCCUGCCCCUGGCCCGGCCACCCGUGGCGGUCGCGGUGGCUAUGGCGGCGGUGGAUUCCGCGGUGGUUACAGUGUCGUCAACAACCGAGCCGCAACCUGCUACAAAUGUGGUGGCCCCAACCACUAUGCCCGCGAUUGUCAGGCUCAGGCCAUGAAAUGUUACGCAUGCGGCAAGCUUGGCCAUAUCUCGCGCGAUUGCACUGCUCCGAACGGAGGUCCAUUGAAUGCGGCUGGCAAGACGUGCUACAAGUGCGGGCAACCAGGCCACAUCAGCAAAGACUGCACCGCCACUGAGACCAAUGGUCCCCCAGCGGCUGUGACGAACGGAGCACCUGCUGAGGGUGUUCCAACAGCUCCAGCAGUCGACACUACCGAUAUUCAUACUGCGGCUGCACCUGCUGCAGCUGUGGCAUAA
Messenger RNA from Capronia coronata CBS 617.96, 711 nucleotides. RefSeq lists its product as uncharacterized. Lineage: Eukaryota; Fungi; Ascomycota; Eurotiomycetes; Chaetothyriales; Herpotrichiellaceae. Gene Ontology annotation, biological process: positive regulation of cytoplasmic translation. The coding region runs from base 1 to 711 and encodes 236 amino acids. The record is from RefSeq and is a predicted model, not a curated record. Gene Ontology annotation, cellular component: cytoplasm. Gene Ontology annotation, molecular function: single-stranded RNA binding; translation regulator activity; zinc ion binding. The transcript is spliced from 3 exons.